ACAACAGAUAGGAUUAAGGAAUACGCUGGUGAUAAAAGAUACAGACUGCAAGGUGUUUUGUGGAUGUAACUGUUACCGGAAUUACAAACAUGGAAAACUCUUGGAUGCUAAAUAUACUUUAAGAACAAUGAUUUAGUUUUCAUGUACUUAGCUAUUUAUUAUACGCAACAAUGUCUUCGAAAUCUAAAGUGAAAGUAGCGGUCCGUGUUAGGCCUUUCAGCAGACGAGAGAUAAGCCUUGGAACAAAAUGUUGUGUGGAGAUGGAAGGAAAUACCACAUAUUUAUUACCAUUCUCUGGGAAAGACCGCAAGUCAAAAAAGACAUUUAAUUAUGACCAUUGUUUUUGCUCCAUGGAGGACAAUAGCCCUAAUUUUUCAGGACAAAAUAAGGUUUUUGAAUGUCUUGGACUGGAUCUGCUGGACAAUUCCUUUGAAGGUUAUAAUGCAUGUAUUUUUGCAUAUGGACAAACAGGUUCAGGAAAAUCAUUCACUAUGAUGGGAACAGAAGACAAUAAAGGAAUAACACCUAGGUUAUGUGACACAUUAUUUGAGAGAAUUGCAGAAGAGAACAGUAAUGAGUCAUUGUCGUUUAAAGUUGAGGUUUCGUAUAUUGAGAUCUACAAUGAGAAAGUCAGAGAUUUACUUGAUCCGAGGGGGAAGCAAGGACUUCGUGUGCGAGAGCACAAGAUUUACGGUCCAUACGUGGAUGGCCUCUCAGCUCUGGCUGUAUCUUCCUUCCAGGAUAUUGAGUCCUUGAUGUCUGAAGGUAACAAGUCAAGAACAGUAGCAGCGACAAACAUGAACCAUGAGAGCAGUCGAUCACAUGCAGUAUUCAACAUAACACUUACUCAGACUCUACUGGACAUAGAAACAAAUGAUGAUGGUGAAGUUGUCGCUAUGAUAUCUGGGGAGAAGGUGAGCAAGAUAAGCCUUGUGGAUCUGGCAGGUAGUGAGAGGGUCUCCAAAACUGGGUCUACAGGUGAUCGCCUCAGGGAGGGAAACAACAUCAACAGAUCGCUAUCCACUCUAGGCCUAGUGAUUUCUGCUUUAGCAGAACAGGCUGCUGGCAAAAGGAAAACAAAUUUUGUUCCAUACAGAGACUCAGUUCUGACAUGGUUAUUGAAGGAUAGUUUAGGAGGAAACAGUAAAACCGUUAUGAUAGCAACCAUCAGUCCCUCUGGCGACAAUUAUGAAGAAACAUUAUCCACGCUACGCUAUGCUGAUCGCGCUAAGAGGAUCGUCAACCAUGCUGUUAUCAACGAAGAUCCAAACGCAAAGAUUAUUCGUGAACUACGUGAAGAGGUGGAUAUGCUAAAGAAACAGCUGAAGAAAGCUGAGAGCCUGAAAGCUGACAAUCUCAAGGAGCGACUUCAAGAAUCAGAAAAACUAAUGAAACAAAUGUCAGUUACAUGGGAAGAAAAGCUAAGUAAAACAGAAAGAAUACACAAGGAGAGACAGCAGGCAUUGGAGCAAAUGGGAAUCUCCGUUCAAGCAUCAGGGAUCAAAGUUGAGCGGAAUAAGUGUUUCUUGGUGAAUCUAAAUGCUGAUCCAUCACUUAAUGAACUGUUAGUGUACUACCUCAAGGAGCACACAUUAGUUGGUAGGCCUGAGACAGAACCUGUACAAGAUAUUCAACUAAGUGGCCUAGGAAUCAGUCCUCAGCAUUGUAUCAUUGACAUACAGAAUCAGACUGAUGUGUCCAUUGUACCACUGCCAAAUGCUAGAACAUGUGUGAACGGUUCCAUAAUUAAAAGUAGGACAGCCUUACGGCAUGGCGACAGAAUACUUUGGGGUAACAACCAUUUCUUCCGCAUCAACUGCCCAAGAUCGCCUGGUGUAGGAUCCAGUGGAGGUAGUACCCCGGAGCCUGAGACAAAGAACACACAGUAUGACUUCAACUUUGCUCAGAAUGAAGUCAUGAUGCAGGAACUUGUGAAUGAUCCUAUUCAAGCAGCCAUGACACUUCUUGAGGAUCAGCACAAGAAAGAUAAAGAUGGUGCCUUAGAAAAGCAGCGACAGAUGUAUGAACAACAGUUAGAGAGCCUUAGGAAACAACUAAAACCACAGAUACAUAGGUCAGAAGAGAACACAAACCCAGAGAGGUGUAGUAGCCCAAGCAGCAGUGAAGGGGGAAGCGAGGCAAAUUCUUCGAUGGAAGAUAGAUGGGCAGAUGCAAGAGAAGAUGAAUUCAAACAAUGUUUAGCCAAAUUAAAAGAGGAUGUCUUGAAAGCAAACUCACUCGCAAGAGAGGCCAACUUCUUGAGUGAAGAGAUGGGCAAACACACAGAGUUUCAUGUCACCUUACAAAUACCAGCAGCAAACCUCACACCAAAUAGAAAGAGAGGUGUUUUAGUAAGUGAACCAGCAAUCAAAGUGAAGAGGAAGGGCAGGGGGACACAGGUGUGGUCUGUCGAGAAACUGGAAAACAAAAUCGUCGACAUGAGGGAAUUGUACGGAGAAAAGAAGGAAAAGUACCUGAAGGAAGAGGAUGGUAUAAUGCAUCCCUUACACAAGAUGUCAUUCUUUGAGUCACAGGAUUCCUUGUUUUCUUCACGAGCUAAUUUGUCUGAACAAACUGAGGAUGAGGAAGAAAAAGUGGAUCCAUUCUAUGAAUACCAGGAGAACCACAAUCUGAUUGGUGUUGCUAAUAUAUUCCUAGAAGUGCUCUUCCAUGAUGUUAAACUUGAGUACCCAGCACCAAUCAUCAACCAGCAAGGCGAGGUUGCUGGCAGAUUACAUGUAGAGUUGCAGAGGAUCAAUCCUCCAGUCUAUGAAAAACCAGACAAGGAACCAUUAGGCAGUAAUGAUAGCUGCAGUGGCUUUGAAGUAGUGGGAGAGAAUGAGGUUGAGGGCCUAGCUGUUGGAGCACCUCUAUGCUGCAGGAUAAAGAUCGUCAGUGCCUCAGACCUACCUCAUAGUUUGGCGCAUUUUGUUUUCUGCCAAUACACAUUUUGGGGUCAAGAUGGUCCCAUGGUUGUACCUCCGUUGAUUGGUCCAGAAUCAGAUGAUUUUUUAAUGCCGCGUAGACGUUUAAAGGAGGUCCAACGUAAGGUCAAGUUUAAUCACACAAGGGAAUUUACUGUCAAUGUAUCCGAAGAGUUUGUGGAGCAUGCGUUAGAGGGGUCUUUAGCAGUGGAGGUAUGGGGUCAUCGGAGCUCAGGUGAAACAAGUGGUAGUUCAAGCUGGCAAAUGGAUAAUAUUCACGCAAAGUCCAAAUCAUUAGCUGAUAGGUGGAAGGAACUGACACAUAAAUUAGAGAUGUGGGUUGAGAUUCAGGAGCUGAAUGAGCAAGGUGAUUAUGUUUCUGUUGAGUGCACUCAGAGACCUGACAUUGUAUCUGGAGGAGUCUUCCAACUUAGACAGGGUCAGUCAAGAAGGGUGAAGGUGUGGGUUCAAAUGGUGCAGAACUCCGGCACAUUGCCAAUAAUAUGUGAAGCCAUCACCGCUGUCUCAAUAGGCAGCAUCACGCAACGAUCAAAAUUACAAAAAGCACUGGACAGUUAUCAAGACGAAGAUUUAAAUAAACUGAGAGACAGGUGGUCAGAGGCACUGAUGAAACGAAGGGAACACCUGGAUGAACAGAUACAUAAAAUCAUAAACAAGAAAGCUUCUAAAACAGAGCAGGACAUGGAGCGAGAGGCAAGUUUAAUAAACCAGUGGGUGUCGUUAACGGAAGAACGGAAUGCUGUGUUGGUGCCAGCCAAUAAUAGUGAUAUCCCAGGUGCUGUAGCCAGCUGGCAUCCACCACCUGGCAUGGAAACACAUGUACCAGUGCUUUUCCUGGACUUAAAUACGGAUGAUAUGGGUGCUUAUGACUCAAUGGACACGUUUUGUGCUGCUGCUUUCAACUCAAUACUCCCGAAGGAACAUGGCGCUAAGAUGAUCAGUCUACCAAUUGUAAAAUACAACGAAAAAGAUGUGUGUGCUAUUGCAUCAUGGGAUUCCUCUAUACAUGACUCACCACACUUAAACAGAGUCACUUCGCAAGAUGAGCGUAUAUAUCUAAUUGUUAAGGUGAUAGUUCAGCUGAGCCACCCAGCCAUGAUGGAGCUUGUGCUACGUAAACGCAUCUGUGUUAAUGUUUACAAAAAGAUAAGCCUGGCAUCCACAUUAAAACGAAAGAUAACUAAAGUGGAAGCUAAUCGUUCCUCUGGUGUUACAUAUGAAAUUGUCGCAAACAUUCCAAAGGCCCUGGAAGAUCCAGAAGACAGGGAGACCUUAGCUAUGAUGGCAGCCACUGGUGCUGAGAAUAAAGAAGGCGAGUCGUACAUCGAGAAAUACACCAAAGGGGUAUCUGCAGUGGAGAGUAUCCUGGCCUUAGAUCGCUUACGACAGGAAGUGAUCAUUAAGGAGAAGCUCUCAGCCCAGGGUAAACUAGUCCGCAAGACUGCCAGUGUGCCUAAUAUACAUCAAGCUGCCUUGUCACAAAGUUUUGACAUGUCUCGGUCUGAGAGCUUUGAUAACGAUUUCAGGAUGCCUCUACGCUCAGAGAGCCUACGCAACUUGAGCUUCCAACACCUUCCAGCCCAGAAUGUAUAUGUACCUCACAUGUCACGCCCACGUAGUUUGUGCCUGUCCGAAAGCAGCUUCCCGUCGUCACGCCCGGAGGUGUUUGAGCCAUAUGGUGCGAACCCAUCCAACGUUCAGUUCGGAAAUCUUAGUAGUCUUAGUUAUCAGCACUUAAUGAUGAGUGGAAGCACCAAAGGACUGAAUGGUGGUAAUAGAAGAGUAGGUGCCCUCAAACCAGUACGAGAGGAACUCAGAAUGAAUGAUAGACUUCUGGAUCCAACAGAGUUAGACAGUCAAAAAUUUCCUUGUAAAAUUUACAACAAAGAGAUUAUUAUGGACAAUAAUGGAAACAUUUCCUCUGAUGGAAUGCCUUCUACAUGCACUUCAACAUUCCUUGCUCGAUUAGCAAUAAGCAAAGACUCUGGACCAAUCACAAGUCACAUAGAAACCAUCCCUAUUUACAGUGCUUCUUUUUCUUCUUCUUGCAAUCUAUAUAGUAGUUUUAAAUGUUCAAAUUUUUCGCAAAGAAGUUGUUCAGAUUUUGUAAGGGAUAAGUCAAAAAAUACCUUGAACAAUGGCCCAGCACCUAAGAAGGAACCAAUUGUCAAAGAGGUAACUGCUGGAAUAUCUUCUAGUCCUGUCUCUACUGACUCAAGUGGAUAUGGUUCCCGGAACUUUGCAGAUUUCCUUAGCCUUACUUGUAUUGAUUUUGAUGAUGAUGAUGAUGAUGAUGUUGAUGAUGAUGAAAGUCAAAGUGAGAAUUUAAAAAUGAAAAAUGUAUCAUGUACCAAAGGAAUUAAUCUAACUAGAAGGCAAUUGAUGGAGGACUCAAGCAAUGUUACUGGCAAUAAUGAUAAGCCAGUACUUGAUAGAUCACAGCAGAUGCAUGCUGUAGAUUCAAAAUCACUAUCAAAACUCCAAAACAUUCGCCCAUCUGGUGAAAGUUGUUUACCCUCUUUAUUAUGUGCUCAAAACAAUGAAUUAUUGGAAGAAACUAUAAAAUAUGAACAAACAAAACGUUUAAGUGGCAAUUUCAGAAAUUCUGAUGAAAAACAUUAAUUUCAAAAGCUGAACAGGAAGAUGUUAUUGUACAGAAUUUUGUUUAACUCUGGGACACGAUUACUUAAUGAGAACUCUACUACAAACGAAAAUACUUUGAAAUGUUCUUCCAAUGUAGCAAGUGUAUUGUAUACUUUGGAAUCACAUAUAGAUAUGAAAGACUGUAGAUAUCAAGGUCUCUGAAGCAGCAACCUUAAGCAAUGAAAAUGUGGUGAUAAAAUGUGGCUCUCAAAUUUUCAGAAGAUAUUAUUGAUCAUUCAGCUGCAUGUCACAAAGAUCCAUGCUCCUAUGAAAUUAGUAUCUGCCCAGACUCUCGACUUCAUGAGGUUACUUGAAUGUCUGCCCCAGUUCCUUUGGCUCUCCACAUUAAAGAAAGCAAUGAUGACAAUCCUGCAGCCACAUUGGAUGUUCCCAACCUAAACUGUUACUUCAACAAAUUGGCACUAUCUCUGAUAAUGUCCAGAAAAGAAAAGUAAUUCAGAACACUGCAGAUGGCAACAGUACUGACACUGACACGUUUAGUGUUGGUAGCUUCUCCAGUCUGCUAUCAAAUGAUAGCUGACAUACAUCCAACAGCAUAGAAGACAUGCGCAUUGAAGAUGUCAGUUUGUGGAUCCCAGAUUGGAUACAGCUUGGAGGAAGAUCACGAUUUGGCAAUUCUUGAAUUGGUGAAGUUGUGUUCCUUGGUGAAACAUCUUUUAAAGAAGGAAUAUGGACUAGUCUGAGACUGGAUAGAGCCAAUGGGAAAAUCAUGGUUUCUUUGUACAUCCCAUUCGGUUGGUUCGGGUCCAUCAGGAAGACAACCACAGCAUCCCUAAUUCUCUCAAUCAAGAUGCGAUGCAGUUAUGAAGCUUAGUUUGGAUCUACAGGAGAGUCCUUCCAAAAUGAAGUGUCAUAAUGAUACUGUGCUUGCAGUGAACCUAAUUGCAAAAGUGGUACAAAGCGGCUGGACAUUUUAAUCCUAAUGGUGUUUUAUAAUGCUAUAGGAAUGGGCAGCAGAUAAAUUUCUUUUAUGACCCUUAGACCUAUUAUUCACCAUGUUGUCACAGAAAAUUCAUCAUUGCCAGUGAAGUUGCACAGUGGAACUUGUAACUACAUAUUAGACCUAUAAUAUUUAUUCAAAUUUAUACACACAUUGUGUAGUCUUUUUUUGCACCUAAAAUUUACUUAGUGUGAACUGGUGUGAACCAGUCCCCGGGUGUAUAUCCUGUAUGUGCCCUUGUUCUGGUGUCAGCUGUAACAUGCUAAAUUAAUUUCAAUGUGCCUUACACUCAAAUAUAACUCCUAAUAUUGCAGUAUCUUUGGUACUUGUAGCUAGCCUUACAGUAAUCCAUGUCUGAUAAUUAUUAAUGCAAUCAAUUUGUUUAAUUACUGCUACUUCCUCAUGUAUAAUUAAUCAAAAUGGCUGCAAGCCGAAUUAUUAGCGAGACUAAUUAUUUACAUAUAUUUGGGAAUAUGAACUCAUAUUUCAUAUCUAAUUAACAUUUGCAAACCAAGUAUCUGUUGCAUGUUUGUACUACCAUAUAUUAAGAAAAGGUGGCAUAUUUUAAUGCCUGUAAACGUAUCCGGAGGGAAUUGUCUUCAGAAUGAGGUUAUGGAAUCAAUUUCAGAGAGAUAUUCUUAUUGGUACCAUUGUUUUAAUGCCAACAUUUUGUGUGCCCACAUCAUCCAUUACCUGUUGAAAAUUCCAAAAUCCUGAUCUGUCCAUCAUAUGAUUGGAUUUGAUGCAUCGUGUGGUGUUAUCUGUAGACACGCUAUCAAUUAAGUUACUCAAAGCUAAGAUGUCAUCGUUGGAAUUGCCACUUUAAAUCAGGCCUAUAUUAUUUUAUUAAUUUAGGCCUAUUAUCCUCUGCAAUCUACUCAAAUUAUGGGCAUAAAAAAGACAGGCUUACAGUUUGCUGUUAUAGUCAACUUAAUCACUUAAGCAUAUGAUAAAUGCUUAGUUUAAGAUGUUUACUUUAAAUAUAUCACUAGAAAUACUGACGACUUUGCUUAGAGGUAUACAUAAUACCUAAAAUAAUAUUUAAAAAAUAUAUAUAUGAAAAUUUGCAACAGCAUAAGAAGACAAAUGAAUUCGAAUGUUUUACACUUUUCGUUAUUUGUGUCUUUAAAAUGUUGUUUGCUCUCUGCAAAGGAAUUAGACUAUAGAAUUUUGUAUGAUCGAGAAAGUUCUUUUGGAUUCAGAUUCAUCCUGUAUCAAGCAAGUUAAUUGGACAUUUCCUGGCCUAAAUUUUAAGCAUUGUAAAUAAAUUCUUCUUUGAAUUAUGCUCAAUAAUUACAUAUAAACGUGUUCCUUAUUGUUUACGCUUGUAAAUUGGUUCAAACAAGAUUGUGUGCCAAAUCUUUAGGUUAAAAUUCACUUUGGUCGUUUAAUCAGUCCUGAAAAUAAUCAUAAAUAACAUAAAUGAAAUUAUGGUAUACCAGCAGUACAAAAUUAAUAUUUUUCUGUUGUCAGCAUAGUCUCACUUUGAAAGGAUUUUAAAAUAUUGAGUAAUCUGUUGUUAGUGAAAUUUAAGAAGCUUUUACAAAUACGAAUAUGAUCAACUUAAUGAAAUUAAUAUGAAAUUAAUAUGGAAUAGUACAAGAAAGCAAAAUAAAGAUAAUAUAAUACAUAAAAAUAUAAAAUGUAAAUUACAGAUAAAAACAUUAAUUCGAUAUAUUAAAAUUGUUUAAUAAUCGAUUAUUCUAGACCUACCUAUUUAAUAAUUUAUGUAAAAAUUUAUUUACAAUUAUGAUAAAUAUCAAGCUUUUAGAAACUUGCUGAUUUUGAUGGUUCAAUUGACGAUUUAAAAAUAUUUCUAGAAUCUUUACAGUAAAUGGUUUUAUGGACACUAUAAUAUAAACUUUCGAACAUGAGAGCAGAGGCUAUUACAAAAUGAAUUAUACAUCGAGGUUGUUGAACUAAUGUUGAAGUAAUUUAUGGUUGUGUUAUUAGUUGAGUUAAUCAGAUUCCUUAUUUGAAUUUCUUUGUAUUCUUAAGUUAUACACAUUCAAUUGAAAAUUAACAAAAAUUAUAUAUUCCUGGCCCAAAAAAUGCAUAAUAACCUAGGGCUAUGUCGCUAUCAUUUGCGUAGAUCCUUAAAUUGGCUGACAAUAAUGAUUUCGUAGUAAAGGUGGUAAAUCAUCGAACAUCGCAUUGAGGUGUCUUGUACGAAGCUGAUAACUUAUAUAAUCUUUAAAUAAAUGAGCAAUUUAUUGUUUUAUUUGACUUUUUGAGUUUUCUCUGGUAGACUGUCUUUAAGCAUUGACUUGAAUAUCACGAUUAUAUUAACAGAUCUGUUUGCCUUCUUAUUUAUGUACCGUAUUCAUAGCUACUAUUAAUAAUGGAUUAUUGAUGAUAUUACUUUGGCUGAAUCUACAUUCGUUAUUAUACUGUUGGAUGUUGAGCCGUAACAAAGGCUUUCAUCUAAUCAAAUUAGCCUAUGCACAUAUGUUGAUACAUGGAUAGUAAAAGUGGUAGUGUGUGCUCUGCUCGGAAUUGUUUCUUGCUAAUAUAGGCCUAGACCUACAUUAAUUAUUAAUAGUUCUAUAUUGUGUUUAAUAUGUAGGACAACAGUCGUUUGAUCGACUUACACUGUGCACUCUAUAAUAUGUUGUCAACCUGAUAAAUUUGACUCUUCUCGUUACUAAACAGACAGAUUUCCUGAUUAUUCUCAAUUUCUAUAUCGGCAUCAAUUUUCUUUAGGCUAUAAAACACUAAAUUAAUAUAAGACAUUUUGUUUUGAGAAUGAUCCCCAAAUCAGAUUUUUAAAAUUUAUUCCAGAGAGACUUUAAGAUUCUAUCUUGAACCCCAUGCCCAGAAUCCCUAUCCACCCGAUAUCUCCUGUCCUGGUAGAUGUAUCAUGAAGUACAAAUCAGAAUUUCACAACUCUCAUGAUAAUAUUCAGCGACAAAAUUAUUAAGUGCUUUUGCUAUCAAAAUUUCCUUGUGUCGUCGUCAUUGGAUAGGUUUCAGUUUACAGAAGAUAUAUUAGAAAUCAUUGGUUUCUAUUUUUAAAAUUUUAUAUUUUAUGACAAGAAUGUAAAAAUUAUUUUCUUUAUCAGAAUAUUGAAAUUAUAUAUAGACUUUGUAAGGGGUUGUUAGUAUAAAGAUAACUUGUCUGAUUUGUAUUGUUCGAAUUAUGACGUUUUUUUGUGAUUCGAAUCUUGUGCAAUUAUCACUAAUUUCUGGGGAUUUUUUUUAUUUAUUUUUUGUUAGUAGGAACAAUACUUAACUUAUUUGGGUUUUAAUUGGGUUUAUCUUUUUAAUAGAUCUGUAAUUAAGAUUUAAUUUAAUUUAUGCAUUUUCAAUUUAAUCUUAGCUGAAUUUUUAGGUAAUGCAUGGUAAAUUUAUUUAAAUAAGAAUACUGUAAUAAUGAUGAUACUGUAAUUGCCAUGAAAUUUCCAAUUGGACAUGAUGAGUUGCAAUCUAUGUGUCUGAUUAUUUUUAAUGACUUGAUGAUGGCACUGAUGUAUUUUUGAGUUUAAUUGCUAACUAAACGAAAGAUUAAAAUAAUUGUGUUUCUCCUCUAACUGUAAUAUUUUGUUAAGUAGGCUUAAGCUCAAUUGUGGGUUUCUCCGACGUGUGGUUCAUUCAAAGGAGAAAGGACUAAAUUUUUGCCCUAGAAAUGGAAAUAAUAUUGACACAUUUUUUAUAUCAGCAACUAUUUUGUAUAAGUAUAGAUGAACUAAAGCGCGCAACCUGCCGUGGCUGUUGGGGUACUUUGUCAUAAUGUGUAAAUCGGGCAACUUCGAUCUCAAACAAAUAGUACACGGAAGUUCAAUCAAGUCACGUCGUACCGCGUGCGUUGACAGGUUUGCUAUAAUACGCAAAUCGCUAUCCGAUUGUACAUGAAUUUGCUAGGAUGCGCACUCUAGUUCAUCUACUAUGUUUAGAAAGAAAGUCUUCAACAAAUUGUGGCAAAUACAUUUAGAAAUUUUGCAUUCUAUGUAAGGCGUUACCUUAUAGUGUAAUGUAAUAAAAUACUCAAUAGAAUAUGCGACGUGUUUCGCCUAUUCAUAAUAUUACAAUUAUUGGAAUCGUUUUUGCAAUUUAUAAUCCAAUAUAUAUAUAUGUUUUUUUUUUCAGAAAGUGUAUUUAUUUUUCGUUUUAAAUUGAUUAUUGAUGACAUUGUAGUAAUGACCCAUUGUGUUGCAUCUCAUACCAGUGUGCCCUCAUGAAUACUCAAGGUAUAUGGCUAGGCUAAUCAACACAUACACUUGCACUCAACCUACACUCAUGUAUUAAACAUAUAAAACAUAAUACUUGACGUUGCUGUAGGUCUACAUACAAAGUUCCAAUACACAGUGUUAUACGAAUAAUUGCAUAACAAUAUUUGCUAUCGGAUAGAUACACUUAACACUCCAAUGCACAUUACAAAGCCUGAAACAAACAGUACAUAUGUAAUUUGGUUGUAAACGAAUAUUAACAUACAAUAUUGUGCAAAAGAUAUACCGUAUACAAACGGUCGUUGCUAAAUUUGUCAUCCUAUAUAAUAUAUUUGUACAUAUGUCUGAAAUUAAUAGUAUAUAAAUACAGUACUAAUAGAUAUGUAAAGAAGGGUACAUACCGAAAUAGAUUCAUUUACGUGAAA
Anneissia japonica is the source of this 11139-nucleotide messenger RNA. RefSeq names its product kinesin-like protein KIF13A. Gene Ontology annotation, molecular function: ATP binding; ATP hydrolysis activity; microtubule binding. The coding region runs from base 171 to 5567 and encodes 1798 amino acids. Gene Ontology annotation, biological process: microtubule-based movement; cytoskeleton-dependent intracellular transport; mitotic spindle organization. The transcript has 38 exons. Gene Ontology annotation, cellular component: kinesin complex; microtubule. NCBI's taxonomy places the organism in Eukaryota, Metazoa, Echinodermata, Crinoidea, Comatulida, Comatulidae. The record is from RefSeq and is a predicted model, not a curated record.